GGAGUGUAUUGGUGUUACCGCGCUUCGUUGUGGCGAAGGUACCCAGUUUAAGAAUCAACUUAGAAGCUGUCGGGUGUGUGAGAGUGUUCGUCCGUGGUUGCAGAAGCAAUGGAGAAAAGGAUUGAUCUGGAGAAGCGGGGAAGAAAUCCAGCACAGAUAAAAGAAUUAAAUUUGGACAAUAGUCGCAGCACAAAUAUAGUGGGUUUAACAGAUGAAUUUAUCAACUUAGAAACCCUUAGUCUUAUAAAUGUUGGUUUAACAAGCCUUAAGGGAUUCCCAAAGCUGCCCAGUCUUAAAAAGCUUGAACUUAGUGACAACAGAAUUUCUGGAGGAUUGAACUUACUUCAUGGAAGCCCAAAACUCACUCAUCUUAAUCUUAGUGGCAACAAAAUUAAAGAUAUUGAUACUUUAGAACCACUGAAGGAAUUCAAGAACUUAAAAAACCUUGACCUCUUCAACUGUGAGGUAACAACCAUUGAGAACUACAGAGAAAAGGUUUUUAAUUUAAUACCCAGUCUUAAAUACCUUGAUGGGUAUGACAGAGAAGAAAAAGAGGCCGAAGAUUCAGAAGUGGAUGAUGAAGAUGCUAAUGAAGAUGAUAUCGAUGAAAAUGAUAUAGACCAUGGAGAGGGGGAAAGUGAAGGUGAAGAUGAGGAUGAAGAAGAUGGCGAAGAUGAAGAUGAGGAUGAUGACGUGAAUGUAGAUGAAGAAGAGGAUGAAGAUGGUGAGGAAGAUGAUGAUGAAGAUGUGGACGAUGAGGAUGCUGACGAGGAUGGAGAAGACGAGGUCGGUCUUGCAUACCUAGAGAAAGACGAUAUUGAUGAAGAAAGUGAAGGUGGUGAUUAUAACCCCGGGGGUGAUGAUGAUGAUGAAGGAGAAGAAGAAUCCCCAAGAGGUCAAAAGAGGAAGAGGGAAGAUGAGGAGGAGGGAGAAGAUGAUUGAAACCAUCCACAUAAGAAUCACCUAAAUCAUCAUCCAUUUCAUAACCAUUUGUAGAAUUUGUAUGUACAGCUAGACAUUUCACCAGACUUGGACUUGUUGUGUUGCCCAUAAUUGGUUUGAAGCUCCAAGACAUCCCCGUCAAGAUGGGAGGGACCAUUGAUAUGUAUAGGGAAAGAGCUAAAACAUCUCUAUGGGUGCCUGGGGCAAUGGGUUUACCGAUGGGUCAAGUCUCAUCGCCCACUUAAAUACCAGCUCACAUAUUCACUCCACGCUUUCAUCCCCCACCUUCAGGUGGAGUAUUGUCCCAUUCUUUUAUAAAAGUAUCAUUCCUCUUUAGUAUGUUUUUCUACAAGUUACAGUUUCACAAGGUUUUCAUAUCCAGCUCUGUCAUGAACGUUUUACCUUUCUUGUUACCUGUCAACAAGCAUCUACAUAUAACUUGACCAUGCUGUGUGGGGUAGGAAAGUGUUGGAAAAUAUACAGUUAGCUCUUGAAAUGAAGUAGCGACUGACUACAAUCUUAUUUUAGGGUUAAAUAAUUGGCUUCAAAGGUUCUUGUUAAAUACUUAAGAAAAAUUUGGGGAGUUUUAAAGAAAUUCAAUUGUUACUUAGCUUUCCAAUUGGUUAUUGCAGCAUGUAGAACCUAAUACAUUUCUGUUCAAUGGGUCUGAUAGUUGUCGAUGCCUAGCUGAUGGAAAACUGUAAAUUUAGAAGUGCACAGUUAUGGCUAUCUGAUUUUAUUGUUUUAUUUCUUCAAAUAAUUGUUCUAUUUUCAUGUAUUUUUUUUUAUGUCCUUUCGUGAAAUGUCAUACCAUUCUCAGAUGCUGUAAUUCAGUUCUGUUGUUAAAUAAAAGUUUUUAGAAAAUAA
Molecule: messenger RNA, 1809 nt
Organism: Limulus polyphemus (Atlantic horseshoe crab)
Lineage: Eukaryota; Metazoa; Arthropoda; Merostomata; Xiphosura; Limulidae
Gene: Mapmodulin
Product: acidic leucine-rich nuclear phosphoprotein 32 family member B-like
Exons: 8
Coding region: 109-942 (277 amino acids)
Cellular component (GO): nucleus
Molecular function (GO): histone binding
Source: RefSeq, a predicted model, not a curated record